Molecule: messenger RNA, 1709 nt
Organism: Trematomus bernacchii (emerald rockcod)
Lineage: Eukaryota; Metazoa; Chordata; Actinopteri; Perciformes; Nototheniidae
Gene: cnn1b
Product: calponin 1, basic, smooth muscle, b
Exons: 7
Coding region: 185-1075 (296 amino acids)
Biological process (GO): actomyosin structure organization
Molecular function (GO): actin binding
Source: RefSeq, a predicted model, not a curated record
UUGUCGGAAAUCCUCCAAAGAAGCAGCUCCAAGAUCCGCUCCGACGAUAAAAACAAUAAUUAGAAGUGAAGUAAUAAUACCCUCGGAUUUGUUCGGGACUUUCCCUGUGUGUCCCUCCUGCUUCUCCUCUUUUUAAAGCACUUAUUUCUACUGUAAAUAGACCCCAAAAAAAGAAAACGACAGGAUGACAACACAUUUCAGGAGCGGACCUGCUUUCGGUCUUUCUGCAGAGGUCAAGAGUAAGCUGGCGGGGAAGUACGACCCUCAGAAGGAGGAGGAUCUGAGGCUGUGGAUCCAGGACGUGACGGGGAAACAAGUCGGGGAGAACUUCAUGGAGAGUCUGAAGAAUGGAGUCCUGCUGUGCGAACUCAUCAAUGUCCUCCAGCCUGGCUCUGUGAGAAAGAUCAGCCAAUCCACUCAGAACUGGCACCAGCUGGAAAACAUCGGGAACUUUGUGCGUGCGAUCACAGAAUAUGGCCUGAGGCCGGACGACAUCUUUGAAGCCAACGAUCUGUUUGAGAACACCAACUACACUCAGGUCCAGAGCACUCUGCUGGCUCUGACAGGCAUGGCCAAGUCCAAAGGCUUCCACUCUAAAUAUGAUUUAGGAGUGAAGUACGCGGAGAAGCACCUGCGCCGCUUCGCUCCAGAGAAACUGAAGGAGGGACGCAACGUCAUCGGCCUGCAGAUGGGCACCAACAAGCUGGCCAGUCAGAAAGGCAUGACAUCUUACGGCACACGGCGCCAUCUGUACGACUCCAAGAUGGCGAUGGAAAGUCCUCUCGACCAAUCAACAAUCAGCCUGCAGAUGGGCACCAACAAGGGGGCCAGCCAGGCUGGUAUGACGGCUCCGGGCACACGGAGGCACAUCUUCGACAAGAAGCUGGAUCUGGAGUCCUGCGACAGCUCCACCAUCUCGCUGCAGAUGGGCACCAACAAGGUGGCGUCGCAGCAGGGCAUGACGUCCUACGGUCUGCCGCGCCAAGUCUACGACAACAAGUACUGCACCAACCCCACCGAGGCCCAGAACAACAACGGGGGGGACGAGUUCGACGGCUACCAGUACGACGACUAAAAGAAAACACACCCUAAAAACCUCCUCCCUCCCUACGCUUACCGUCAGACGACCAGAAAACACGACUCUUUUGUCUUUGUGUCGAAGCAAACUGACUGUUAUUUAACACUGAUUGACGUUGAACUUCGUCCCCCUAAAGCUUUAUGAAUUUGUCUUUCCUGAAUUAAAGAAAAAAUAGCGUUUGCACUGACCCUUACGUCAAAGAUUUCCGUAUCUAUGAGGAUUUUUAUUACCGCAAAAUAAAAAAACAAGCCACACUCAGAUUUGUGCUAUUUAUAUUUUUCGCUUUUUUACUUGCUUUGUAAGAGAGUGGUGCAGGAAUGAGUCCUAAAACCCGGAAGUGAGUUAGCAUUUCAGUACUUUCACAUUUUGUUGUACGACAUCAAAUAUGUCAGUAAACACCCCACUGGUGAACGUCACAAAGUGUUUUAAAUACAGCUACAUUAGUGACUAAAUGAGACAAAUAAACGCCAAACAUUAGCCGCCUUUAGCUUAGCGGUGGUGACGUGAAGUCAUGUGACCAAGCUGUAGUUCCUUUAUAGCCCAACAUUAGCCGCCUUUAGCUUAGCGGUGGUGAUGUGAAGUCAUGUGACCAAGCUGUAGUUCCUUUAUAGCCCAACAUUAGCCACCUUUA